Molecule: messenger RNA, 2144 nt
Organism: Neltuma alba
Lineage: Eukaryota; Viridiplantae; Streptophyta; Magnoliopsida; Fabales; Fabaceae
Exons: 6
Coding region: 817-1761 (314 amino acids)
Source: RefSeq, a predicted model, not a curated record
GUCUCAGUCUCGUCGGUUUGCUCAUUGCUUGGUCAGCUUUUUUUCUUCCCGGCAAAAUCGGUUGCUUUUCGGUCUUCCUCAAGUAACAACACAUCGUCUCGCUGUAACCUUCAAACGCUUUCUGCUCAACUCCUCCAAAACAGGGCUUUCUGUUGAAAAACAUAGGAAAUUUUCCCUCAUUUUUCUUUUUCGGUUUCUUUCCUUUCAAGUUUUUGUCUUCUUUUACUUUUAUUUUUAUUCCCGCACGAAUCCGCGUGUGGUUCCGUGAUCCUUCCGGGGGGUGCUUUGCUUGGUCCAUUUUGAUUUGGUCCCAAGAUUCAUUCAAGGGCAAAGCGUCGGCUCGUUUUUCCUGAGAGGAGCGUUCCUUAAAUAUUGAACAAAGCAGAGUAAGAUUGAGUUUUCUUCAAGGUUUAGUAAAAUAGCGAAACAGAGAGAAGGUCGUCGUCAUUGUAUUUGUAUACAUAAAAUUUUGCAGGAGGCACAACAUUGCCGGCAAAGUCACUGUCCGUGGAAACAAAGAGAGAGAGAGAGAGAGAGAGAAGCUGAAAGCACGAUUGAGUUUUAGCGGAAAAACUUGGCUUCCAAAAGUCAAAAGCCACCUCUGUUCGUGGGAGUGAUUCGCAUUUCGAUUCUAUUUCCCUCUCUCUUCUUUUUUCCUCCCCCAUUAAAUUUUCUGGUUACAUUUCUUUCUCUCUCUUCGCUCCCAUUUUCGUUUAUUGUUCUCUGAGAUUCCGGGCGGGGAGAGAUUCUGAAACUCCCCCCUUCCCUCCAUCCUCCAUUUUCAUCCUCUCUGUUUCUCUCUCUCUCUCAAUCACCAUGAUUUUCGAUAAGGUCUCAACGCAAUCUAACCUUGACUGCUUCCUGCGGUGUAUCACCCCCGUGGUUCAAUCCCAAUCCCUACCCAAGUCGGAGAUUAGAAAGCUGAAUCGUUUAUGGCAUCCAUGGGAGAGAGAAACAGUAGAAUACUUGAGGCUGGGUGAUCUCUGGAAUCGCUACGACGAAUGGAGUGCGUACGGUGCCGGAGUUCCCAUCGCCUUAAACAAUGGCGAGACCCUUGUCCAGUAUUACGUCCCUUACCUCUCCGCUAUUCAGAUUUUCACCAGCAACAGAUUCAGGGGGGAGGCAGAAUCCGGGGAGUGUGAGACGAGGGAUUCUUGCAGUGAUUGUUACAGCGAGGAGAGUGAGACUGAUAAGUUAUGGAGGUGCGAUGGUUCCUCGUCGUCUGAAGAAGCAGGAUUUGAGCAAGACAGUCUCUGGCAUCUGAAUGACAGAUUGGGUCAUCUCUAUUUCCAGUAUUUUGAAAGAUCCACUCCAUAUGGCAGAGUUCCUCUCAUGGAUAAGAUCAGAGGUUUUGCUGAGAGAUACCCUGGCUUGAUGUCAUUAAGAAGCGUAGAUCUCUCUCCGGCCAGUUGGAUGGCGGUUGCCUGGUAUCCGAUAUAUCACAUUCCAAUGGGAAGGACAAUCAAAGAUCUAUCCACGUGCUUCCUCACUUACCACACACUUUCUUCUUCUUUUCAAGAUAUGGACAUAGAGGAUGACAUAGAAGGAGGGCGAGUGAAGAGGAAAGAAGGGGAAGGAAUGUCUCUGCCACCAUUUGGGCUGGCAACCUACAAAAUGCAAGGCAAUGUGUGGGUGUCUGGCAAUAAUGGGAGGGACCAACAGAGGCUUCUCUCGCUCUUGAGCGUCGCAGAUUCAUGGCUGAAGCAACUCAGAGUCCAGCAUCACGACUUCAAUUACUUCAUGGGCAUUCGCCAUUCCUGAAAGAACAUAUAUAUAUAUAUGUCUAUAUAUAUGCCUCUUGGAAAUCACAUGACAACUAAAGACGCCACCUUCUAGGACAUGCAUGGUUUUACGUUGUCCUUGAAUGCACUAAUCGAGCUUUUGCUUUCUUCUUUUUCGCCAUUAGAGGCACAGAGGGAGAGAGAGCGUGUGUGUGAGAGGAAUGAGGAUUUGUAGUCUAAUGGUUUAACAUUGGAGAGUUCAAUUUAGGUUAGAUUUUGAUGAAACGACCCUCUUGGACAACAUACAGCCUCUGUUCCAAGAGGUCUGGUUUGUAGAGAUGCUGAUUGUGUAAUUGAUGUUGAUCUGAACGAGAUAAGAGAGAGAAAAAAAAGAAAAGAAAGUUACAUAUCUGUUUGAAAUUA